AUGAGGGUGGUUGUAAUGGCCCACAAGGGACCGCUGCAGUUGUCUGAACUUUUUAAGCUGUAUAAUGAGGACACGGUCCACACCCUUUGCUCUGUGUUUGAUCAUGAGUGGGAAAAACAACAGAAUAAUCACAAUGAGAGUAUUUUAGUUCCUAUUACUAUCAGAUGGGUUAUCCUGUUUUCUGAGAGGCAGGCUGUGUUUGACUGGACGGGAUACACGUACGCUCUGGUGGUGUUUGGGGCACUUUGCUGCUGUGUUUUUUCUCAGCAUCACUUUGAGAAACGUAGCAGGAUAAUUACGGCCAAUGCACAAGCAAUCCUGUCUGGCACCCUCUACAGGAAGAUAAAGACAUUGUCUCUUUCCCAUAGUUCUCGAUGGCAGUCCAACACCUCUCACAGAGAGGAUGUAUUAGGUGAGGCUGAACGUGUAGCAGAGCUGGUGGUCACUUUGGCCUGUAUUUGGUCUUCCCCACUGCGAGUCGCUCUCUAUCUGGGCCUACUUUGGGCUGAACUGGGUCCUAGUGUGUCGGUGGGGGUGACAUUGCUACUAGUCCUCAUCCCUGUCAACUCCGCAGUGGAGCGAAAAGCCAAACAGCUUCGGAGAACUCAUCAGAUCAUCAGAGAAAAGAGUGAACAGCUCGUCAAGGAAAUGUUGCAUAAAUAUCAGGCGCUGAAGCUUCUCACAUGGGAGUCCUGGUUCUUUCAGAGAGUUACAGAGUCAAGGGCUCGGGAGCUGGAGAUACUGAGAAUUCAGGGAUUUCUGACCGCUUUCUCUAUGCUCGACUCUAUCUGUAUGCCUUUCUUGGUUAUUUUCUCAAGUCUUGGUGCGUUUGUUCUGGUGGAUGAUGGGAAUGUUCUGACAUCGUCUCAGAUCUUUACAUCCGUCUGUUUCUUCAGAUUGCUCCGUCCACCUCUGCUGGAGCUCCUUGGGCUCUUUUCUGUCCUCAAGCAGGCACAGCAGUCUCUUUGUUAUCUGGAGAAAAUCUUUCUCACAGAGGACGUGGGGACCUCUCAGUUUCUUACAAAAGGGGCUACAGAAGAGUCCCCAGCUGACAGCACUCAGCAGCCGUGUGACAUGUGUCAGGAAAAGCAGAUCGAUUCUGAUGAGGAAAGAGAUCACUGUCAUUUCAGAAAUGAGUACAGUGAAGCUCGCAGGCUAUAUUUGGGGGCUUUCGGCUGGCACUGGGUUUCAGUGUCCUCGCUGGUCUACCUGUCAGUGUGUGCUGUUAGUUUAGCACAGGAUGGUGUCCUGUGCAUGUGGACGGGUGAAGCCAAAGAAGUUCAAGGCCUGGAGGGCUGGAAAGAGCUCAGAAACUCUCGUCUGUCUGCAUACGCGCUGCUUGGACUCCUGCAAGCCUUCCUAGUGUGCUGUGGCGCCUACUGUCUGACUUGUGGUUCUCUCAGAGCGUCCCGUACCCUACACACUGAAUUGCUGUCGAAUGUUCUUCACCUGCCUGUGCAUUCACAGAAAAUUAACACCAGAAAACUGCUGCAAGCUUUCACUCAGGAUAUGCAGGUGAUUGAUGAAGAGCUGCCCAAACAUUUGCACAGCAUCUUAAAGAGUCUUCUGGACAUUUUGAGUACCAUCACUUUGAUCAGCUUCAUCAUUCCAGUUUUCAGCUUAGCUGUGUGUCCGCUGAUAAUCCUCUUCCUUCGUAUUCAGUCUCAUAUCUCUUCAGCCCACAUACGAAAGAACAUGGAGGGAAACUCUGCUGUUUCACUUACUUCACUGAAAAGUGUGACACAGUGUGCUGAAGCUUCACUUUCUGGGCCAGAACACAGGGUGGUGUGUCUGACGCACUGCCUUCAAGCCUUCAAUCAAAGCCUGCUGCUCAAGUACAACAAAAUCAACACAGAAAGUUGUGCCGUGUUGUGGUUCGAUGGUGUUGCCGGCAUUGUUCUCCUCCUGGUCAGUCUGAUUCUCCUCCAGACUCAGCCUGAAUUUGGGCUCGUGGCUCUGACUUUAAUCUGUUCCUUCAAUAUUAAAGAAGCUCUUCACUGUUGCCCUGAGGCUGCAUCUGUUAUCACCACUGACAUGCUGAGUCUGCAAAACCUCUGUGAUUCUGCCAAAGCUGAGAAGGAGGCAGAAUGGACAGUCAGCUACAGACCACCAUACGACUGGCCUCAAUAUGGAGAGGUGAAAUUCAGGAACUACGAGUCUGAAGCCUCCUCUGACUGCACACCAGCUCUUAGAGGAGUUCACCUCACCAUUUUAAAAGGGGAAAAGAUUGGCGUUGUUAGCAGGCAGAAGGCAGACACUGAUGUCCUGAUCAGCAGUCUGUUCCGGUCAGUGGAGGCCAGAAGCGGUGCUCUGCUGAUUGACAACAUAAACGUCUCCCGCAUGGGUCUUCAUGACCUCCGAGGCCGCCUGCAAAUCAUUUCUCAGGUUCCCGUGCUGUUCUCGGGGCCCCUGAGGGCCAAUCUGGACCCGUUUGCUGAACACAGUGACGCUCAGGUGUGGCUGGCAUUGGAGCUCUGCCAUCUGAAGGAGAGCGUUCAACAAAUGCCUGCGCAGCUGCUGCACCCUGUACAGAGAACAGCCCUCGCUUUCAGCUUUGGUCAGAGGAGGCUGCUGUGUUUGGCCAGAGCUCUGCUGGCCAGGGUCAGAAUCCUGCUUGUUGAAGAGCCUCUUCAUCAUGUGGAUCCAGAAACCGAAGAUCUGCUGCGACGAGUGAUCCGUACGGAGUUUAAAGACUGCACUGUCCUGUUUCUCAGUCAAAACCCACUCAGUGUCCUGCACACAGACAGGGUGCUGGUUUUGGACCAGGGACAAGCUGUAAAGUUUGAUGUUCCUUCCACUCUCCUCCAGCAGGGGCCGCUGUUCAGCCAAUAAGACGAGUCCUGCUCUUACACUACAGUUAAUAUGGACCAAAUUUGUCAGCAUAUUCAUUUCACAUCAUAUAUUAGGAACAGUAAAACACAGUAUUUAUUAAUCAGAUAUUAGUAUUUUAAGUUAAUUUGAAUGUUAUUAUUAUUGAUCGGUUAUUGAAGGUUUAAU
Danio aesculapii is the source of this 2997-nucleotide messenger RNA. It is a transcript of the gene abcc13, whose product is annotated as ATP-binding cassette, sub-family C (CFTR/MRP), member 13. Gene Ontology annotation, cellular component: membrane. Lineage: Eukaryota; Metazoa; Chordata; Actinopteri; Cypriniformes; Danionidae. Gene Ontology annotation, molecular function: ATP binding; ABC-type transporter activity; ATP hydrolysis activity. The record is from RefSeq and is a predicted model, not a curated record. Gene Ontology annotation, biological process: transmembrane transport.